UCACCCCUCCUUCCCCACAACAGCAUUCGCUCUGUUUCUGGUCGGACAACAUUCGCUACACUAAGGUACGACUCGCAAUCAUGAGAUCACACUCGUUCGGUGCGCUCGCACUCGCCUUCAUUGGGAGUGCGACUGCUGCUGUCGCACCCUAUGGACAAUGCGGAGGAACUGGGUAUGAUGGUGAAACCGGCUGCCCCCCGAAAUACACCUGUGUCAAGGUGAACUCUUACUAUUCCACUUGUGUCGAGACCGAUUAUUACCCCUCGGUUUACAAUCCCAGCGCUAGUCAAUACACGGACUCCAGCUAUCAUCCCCCAGGCUAUACCUACAACCCAUACAAGCAUUACACGACGACUCCCCCAAAGCACACAAAGCACACUACCAGUACAUACUACCCAACCACCACAUACAAGCCGUCGUCAGAUCACAAACCCAAGACCGACUACAAGCCGUCUCCGACCGACUACAAGCCGACUGACUACAAGCCCGACUACAAGCCGACUGACUACAAGCCCGAUUACAAGCCUACCGACUACAAGCCCGAUUACAAGCCUACCGACUACAAGCCGUACCCCGAUUAUAAGCCAUCUGACUAUAAGCCGUACCCGGAUUACAAGCCAUCCGACUACAAGCCGGAUCACAAGCCGUACCCGACCUACUGUAAGCCGGAUUACGACUACAAGCCGUACCCGAGCUAUAAGCCAGAUUACAAGCCAUCCGACUACAAGCCGUACCCGGAGUAUAAGCCGACCGACUACAAGCCGGAUUAUAAGCCGACUGACUACAAGCCGUACCCGAGCUACAAGCCGGAUUAUAAACCAUCCGACUACAAGCCGUACCCGGAUUAUAAGCCGACCGACUACAAGCCGGAUUAUAAGCCGACCGACUACAAGCCGUACCCGAGCUACAAGCCGGAUUAUAAACCAUCCGACUACAAGCCGUACCCGGAUUAUAAGCCGACCGACUACAAGCCUGACUACAAGCCGACCGACUACAAGCCGUACCCAAGCUAUAAGCCGGACUACAAGCCAACCGACUACAAGCCGUACCCUGAUUAUAAGCCGACCGACUACAAGCCUGACUACAAGCCGACCGACUACAAGCCGUACCCAAGCUACAAGCCGGACUAUAAGCCAUCAGACUACAAGCCAUACCCGGAUUAUAAGCCGACCGACUACAAGCCAGACUACAAGCCAACCGACUACAAGCCGUACCCGAGCUAUAAGCCUGACUACAAGCCAUCAGACUACAAGCCGUACCCGGAUUAUAAGCCGACCGACUACAAGCCAGACUACAAGCCAACCGACUACAAGCCGUACCCGAGCUAUAAGCCUGACUACAAGCCAUCCGACUACAAGCCGUACCCGGAUUAUAAGCCGACCGACUACAAGCCUGACUACAAGCCGACCGACUACAAGCCGUACCCUGAUUAUAAGCCGACCGACUAUAAGCCGGACUACAAGCCAACCGACUACAAGCCGUACCCAAGCUAUAAGCCUGACUACAAGCCAUCUGACUACAAGCCGUCCCCGGAUUAUAAGCCAACCGACUACAAGCCGGACUACAAGCCGACCUCUACCUACAAGCCGGACCACAAGCCGACCGACUACAAGCCGUACCCCGAUUAUAAGCCAACCGACUACAAGCCGUCCCCGGAUUAUAAGCCAACCGACUACAAGCCGGACUACAAGCCGACCUCUACCUACAAGCCGGACCACAAGCCAACCGACUACAAGCCGUCCCCGGAUUAUAAGCCAACCGACUACAAGCCGGAUUACAAGCCGACCUCUACCUACAAGCCGGACUACAAGCCGACCGACUAUAAGCCGGAUUACAAGCCGACUCCCACCUACAAGCCGGAUCAUAAGACAUACGACGCUUAUUACACCCCGGAUCCAUACAAGCCCAAAACCGACUAUAAGCCACAUACCGAUUACAAGCCCACCGGCUAUAAGCAUGACGAUUAUAAGACCUAUGAUUCAUACGACGAUUACGAUCCUUAUGACAAGCGCUAAAAGGAUUGCUAGUGAGGCAUUGCAGUUGCCUCUCCUAGCAAGGUCCGUUGCAUUUUCUUCUUCUUUUUCUUGUUUGCCCUAUACGGGGGCUGGGGGUUGGUCUUUUCUCUUUGUUUUUGUUACUGGUAUGACGCGUUCACCUCUGCACCUCGGUAAACCCGCACCUCAGCAUACCUGCGCCUUGGGUAUCCGACCGCCAACAAGUGAUGCAUUGUGAAGUUCACUACACGCAGUCCAAAACUGAGGGCAGAGAUGGGGGAAGGAGAUUGGUAAUACGCAGAUUGUUUUACGGUUUUUUUCUUUUGUUGUUCGUCGCAAUGACCCUGAUGUCGUUUAAUUUAAUUCGUUCCUUCCCAAUAUUAGCAUUUAUGGAGAUGAAAUAAGGAGAGUUUUCCCACGAA
Messenger RNA from Tuber melanosporum (Perigord truffle), 2416 nucleotides. RefSeq lists its product as uncharacterized. Gene Ontology annotation, biological process: carbohydrate metabolic process. Gene Ontology annotation, molecular function: cellulose binding. The coding region runs from base 81 to 2015 and encodes 644 amino acids. The record is from RefSeq and is a predicted model, not a curated record. Gene Ontology annotation, cellular component: extracellular region. NCBI's taxonomy places the organism in Eukaryota, Fungi, Ascomycota, Pezizomycetes, Pezizales, Tuberaceae. The transcript has 2 exons.